GUCAGAUCUUCAACCCCUUCCACUCGAGUGUCUGGGGUUUGGGCCUUCAGGGAUGGAAGGAAUUCAUUGGGGAGCACUGCAGAAUUAGCUAUGCCCUGCCCAGGCGUCAUCUAACCGGCUUAAUUUCUCAAAUUUGUGCCCGCCUGUCCUGCUGUGGGCCUGUGCACGGGGGGGGAGCAACAUAGGAUGAAAAUCUGCAAUCAUGAUGCAAGGACUGAAAAACCGAACGAGGAAAGCCCUGGGUUUACGAAGGAAAGACAAGGAAACAGACUCAACGAGCUCACCUGACAAAGAAGGGACUGGAAGUGGAAAGAGAGGAAGUAAAAAGACUAAUGGGGCACCCAAUGGUUUCUAUGGGGAGAUUGACUGGGACAGAUAUGCAUCUCCUGAUGUGGACGAAGAGGGUUUCAGCCUCCGGCCUGGCGAAGUCGGUGAUGUGUCUGCAAAGGGGAAACAUUUUUUCUCCUCCAGCGAUUCAGAAGACGACGAUGAAAACAAGAAAAAAUUCAAAAUAAAGAUCAAGCCGCUGGUAUCAGACAGCGCUAAGUGUGUCCCUCCAUCUAUGGAUGAGCUAAAAGCCUCUGUGGGAGGCCUGGCACUCUCUCCUUCUCUGAAGAGAAGUCCGAGACGCAGCCCGGGACAUAUUAAAAGGAACCUGUCAUGUGAAGAGAUUGCGCGACCAAGACGCUCCACCCCUACGCCAAGUCCCGCCCCUGAGAUGUCAGGUGACUUGUUAUCGCAGAACGUUUCUUCGUUCUAUGGAAGACCUUCAGAGACCAAAUAUGCCAGAUAUGAUGUGAUCCCUGCUGACAUUUGGAGAGAAUCAAGGCUGCAGCCUGAAUCACAUUUAAGCAGAAGUUUCCCAACAGGAGUUCCUCCUCCCCUUCCGCCAAAAAACAUUCCAUCAAGGAGUCAUUACAGCUAUGCUUCCGACUCCUCUGCCAGUCUGCCCAAUGGAAGGGCAGUUCGCAGUUCUGCUCCCAUCUACCUGAACGUCCUAUCUCCUGGCUCCUAUGGCGGCUCCCCGGCUCCUGAUCUGGACGAUGUCUUUGGCCCUGUGGACAGCCCAGAUACCAGUGAAGACACAGUGUCUCCUAGAUGGGUUACGUUCAGCGAUGACAGACCUCCACCACCAGAUGAACCUGCUCCUCCUCCACCACCAGACUCACCUCCCCCAGACACACCGUCAUCUACCCCCUCCACUCCAUGUGUCUCUCCUGGACCACCGCCAAAUGAGCCACCACCUUUGCCUCCUCCUUUUUCACCUGGGUCUUCCCCUCCUUGCACACCACCUGACUCGCCACAUUCCAUUUUCCUCGGUCCUCCUCCUCCAGAUAAACCAGCCCCUCCUCUACCCCCGGACUUCUCUUCCUCUGAUUCACCUCCCAUCUGCCUUGACGAGGAGGCACUUGAUGAGGAGGUGCUGCAGUUUGUAGAAUACUCUUCAUCGCCUGCACCCACGAGCCCUGUUCCCCCUCUGCCAGCGGAGUGGAGAUCCCCAAGGGGACAAGUCCCUUCUCCCCUUGUCUUAGGAGGUGCCGGUGGAAAGAGGACUCCAGAAAGUGUGUACAUGAGAGAUGACGUCCCUGAUUUUGUUGGAUCACCCAGAGAGCUGACCCCGAGCUUCAGAGGCACACCGCCUCCUCUUCCUCCAACCACCUACAGGUCUAUUAUAUGUUCCCCGGGACCACAUUCGGGCAGCAGCCCUUCGUCUCCAGCGCGUCCUGCCACGCCUCAUUCUCGAGGCAGCCCAGUUCCUCCUCCUCCACCCCCUCGACCGUCCUCACGACCGAAGCUGCCCCCUGGGAAACCCAUAGCUGAUAUGACUCGGCCGUUCAGUCCGCCAGUUUCAGGCAGCCCUCCGCCUUUUGCUCCCCUGGCUCGAGCAGAGAGUUCCUCCUCAAUCUCAUCCAUUACCUCACACAGUGCAGCGUCUACACCAACCUUGGGAAGAGACCUUAACUUAUCCAGCACAGGAUGCUCCAGAGGACCCAGCCCACUUACCAUGGGAUCACAGGACACUCUGCCAGUGGCUGCUGCCUUCACAGAAACUGUCAAUGCUUAUUUCAAAGGCGCUGACCCCAGCAAAUGUGUAGUGAAGAUCACAGGAGAAAUGGUGCUGUCCUUUCCUGCAGGCAUAACCAGACAUUUUGCCAACCACCCCACUCAACCUGUGCUCACAUUUAGCAUUAAUAACUGCAGCCGACUAGAGCAGAUGCUCCCCAAUCCACAGCUGCUGUGCUGUGAUUCAAUGACAGAGAGUGUACACACCAAGGAAUUUUGGGUCAACAUGCCAAACCUGAUGAAUCAUCUGAAGAAAGUGUCCGAGCAGAAACCUCAAGCAACGUAUUACAAUGUGGAUAUGAUCAAAUAUCAGGUGACAGCAGCAGGAAUUCAGUCCACUCCUCUGAACCUGGCAGUGAGCUGGCGAGGUGAUGCAACAAAUACAGACCUGAGAAUCGACUACAAAUAUAACUGUGAGGCCAUGGCCACCCCGAUGCCAUUACACAAUAUCCAUUUUCUGGUUUCGGUGGAUGGAGGUGUUGCCAGAUUGCAGGCCAUGGUCCCCCCUGCCACCUGUAUUGUUUCCUCACACAGGAAUCCAGAACAACAGGUCAUCCAGUGGAAGAUUCCCAGCCUCUCUCAAAGAUCUGAAAAUGGAGGUGUAGGAGCUCUUCUGGGUCGGUUCCAGAUGACGGAAGGGUCCAGUAAACCCUCCCAGCUGACAGUUCAGUUCACCAGUGAGGGAACCACUCUGUCAGGGUGCGACAUCCAGUUGGUUGGGACUGGCUACCGACUGUCUCUGGUCAAAAAGAGAUUUGCUGCAGGGAAAUAUUUGGCAAAUAAUUAGCAAAGCUGUUGAAGAACAGACUCAGAAGUGGAUUGUGACUGUGAGGACUUUGCUUAAUGCAUCUUACAAAACACACACAGAGACUCAAAUAAACACUAUAAUCAGUAGACCGACUGCUGCCGAGUUUAUGCAAAUUAAAUACAAAUCAUUACUUUUGUGCACUCUGAACACUUAUGGGGUUACAUUGUGGUAAAAAUAUGGAAAAAAAAAACUAAUUAUUCCUCUUAAUAGUGAGUUAAUAAAGUGAUCUGGCCUUCUUCAUUUCAGAGUUCCUUUGGUCUAUGGAAGAUGCAUUUCAAAUAAUGUGAAUAGUUGAUAUAUAUUACAGAAAACUCUUAAGGUGGAAAAGUAUGAUUUUUUUUUCUUUAAAACAAAGUGUAGUAUAGAGUUGUUUUGCAGUUUUAGUCCAGUUCUGAGUUCAACCGCCACAUCACUUUUUUCUUGUUUUUCUUACCAUACUUUAGAUGGCGAUAAUUUUCCUUGUCAAAGCAAAACAUUAAAUGCACUUUGCUAUUGAAAAUAUCACAGAUGGUUCUAUCAUUUCACAAUGACCUGCGCGUCUUUUUAUAUUUGAGGACUUUUACAGCUUUUCCUUUGAAGGGGUCACAUGAACAGUCAGUGCUGGCAGAAGAAUAGU
Messenger RNA from Thalassophryne amazonica, 3488 nucleotides. RefSeq names its product SH3-containing GRB2-like protein 3-interacting protein 1. The transcript has 23 exons. The record is from RefSeq and is a predicted model, not a curated record. Gene Ontology annotation, cellular component: plasma membrane; clathrin-coated vesicle; cytoplasm. The coding region runs from base 203 to 2851 and encodes 882 amino acids. Lineage: Eukaryota; Metazoa; Chordata; Actinopteri; Batrachoidiformes; Batrachoididae. Gene Ontology annotation, biological process: synaptic vesicle endocytosis; clathrin coat assembly; clathrin-dependent endocytosis.